Messenger RNA from Seminavis robusta, 2604 nucleotides. The record is from the annotation of a GenBank genome assembly. Lineage: Eukaryota; Bacillariophyta; Bacillariophyceae; Naviculales; Naviculaceae.
AUGACAAGCAACGAACAAACGUGCGAAGAACUUUAUGGGCCUUACCCUAAGGCUAUUCCCACUCCCUUUCUUGAUAAGGACGAGAAAACCCCAUCAUCGGAUGUCAUUGAAAAAGCCAAGACCAUCUACGAUGUGAAGGAGUGCGAUUAUCGUGAUAAGGGAACUCCUGAUGAGUGGUUGCCCCGUGAUGGCCGCCUUGUUCGAUUGACCGGUCGUCAUCCCUUCAAUGUGGAGCCUCCCAUGUCCAUCCACAACAAGUACCGAUUUAUUACUCCAUCAAGCUUGCACUAUGUGAGAAAUCACGGUGCCUGCCCCCAACUCAAGUGGGAAGAGCACACUAUUUCCUUUGGCGGUCCAUGUGUGACCAGCCCAUUCGAAAUUUCCAUGGAUGAAUUGGCUGCAAUGGAACCUCGAGAAUUGCCCGUCACUUUGGUCUGUGCUGGUAACAGACGCAAGGAACAAAAUAUGAUCCGUCAAACCAUUGGAUUUAAUUGGGGACCUGCUGGAGUCUCCACCAAUGUCUGGAAGGGUGUCAUGCUUCGUGAUUUGCUCAUCAAGGCUGGGGUGUCUGAGAAGAAUAUGCGAGGAAAGCAUGUGGAGUUUAUUGGAAUUGAAGAUUUGCCCAACAAGGUCGGACCAGGUCCUUUCCCUGAUGAACCAUGGGGGAAACUUGUAAAGUACGGUACCUCGAUUCCUUUGGCUCGGGCCAUGAACCCUGCCUACGACGUCAUUGUUGCCUACGAGGCUAACGGUGACGUCCUUCAACCCGACCAUGGAUUCCCCGUUCGUCUUAUCAUUCCUGGAUAUAUUGGCGGUCGAAUGAUUAAAUGGCUCAAGGAGGUUAAUGUGAUUGAGCAUGAAACCAAAAAUCAUUACCACUACCACGACAACAGGAUUCUCCCCCCUCACAUCACCGCUGAAGAAUCUCUCAAGGGAAAUUGGUGGUACAAACCUGAGUACAUUUUUAAUGAACUCAACAUUAACUCUGCAAUGUCCUCACCCGAUCACAACGAGACCUUGUCUAUCGCCAAGAACAUUGACAAGCAUUACGAGUGCGUCGGAUAUGCCUACACCGGAGGCGGCCGCAAGAUUACUCGUGUGGAGGUCAGUACUGAUGGUGGUGUUCACUGGCAAUUGGCUGAGGUCGACUGCAAGGAAAAGCCCACGAACUACGACAUGCACUGGUGCUGGGUUUGGUGGACCUACAAGGUCAAGGUCUCCGACUUGGUUGGCUGCAAGGAAAUCAUCUGCCGUGCUUGGGAUGAGGCGAAUAACACUCAGCCCGACUCUCCUACCUGGAACUUGAUGGGAAUGGGAAACAACCAAGUUUUCCGAAUCAAGGUCCACAUGGAUAAGUCUGCUUCGGGCGAGCACGUCUUCCGCUUUGAACAUCCCACCAUGGCCGGACAACAAGCUGGUGGGUGGAUGACCAAGAUCUCUGGCAAGCCCGUCUCCGCAGGAUUUGGAAAGCUCUUGGAGGUUCUCGAGCCCCAAGCAGACGAACCUGAACCCGCCCAAGCAGCCAAGGGAAGCAAGAAAACCUUCACCAUGGCCGAAGUGGAGAAGCACAACUCUGAAGAAGACUGCUGGAUCAUUGUCAAGAACAAGGUCUACGAUGCCACCGAGUACCUCGAACUGCACCCUGGUGGUGUGGAUUCCAUCACUAUCAAUGCUGGAGCCGAUGCCACCGAAGAUUUUGUGGCAAUCCACUCUGCCAAGGCCACCAAGAUGCUUGAAAAAUACUACAUCGGCGACCUUGACACUUCGUCGAUCAAGAAGGAGGCUACUUCCGACGAGCUGACCGAUGCCAAGGGAAACAAGCUUGCUUUGAACCCCAAAAAGAAGACUCCCUUCAAGCUCCAAAAGAAGAUCGUUUUGUCUCGCGAUUCCUACAUGUUGGACUUCGCCUUGCCUACCAAGGAUCACGUGUUGGGAUUGCCAACCGGAAAGCACAUCUUCUUCUCGGCCAAGAUCGGAGACGAGAUGGUCAUUAGACGGUACACUCCCAUCUCUUCCAACUACGAUGUGGGCUGUGUCAAGUUUGUCAUCAAGGCAUACAGACCCUGCGAACGAUUCCCCAAUGGUGGAAAGAUGAGUCAGUACUUGGAUGCAUUGAAGAUUGGGGACGAGUUGGAUUUGCGUGGACCAGUCGGUGAAUUCGAGUACAUUGCCAACGGAGACUUCUUGUUGGACGGCGAAGAGUCCAAGGCGAGGUGCUACAAUAUGAUUGCUGGCGGAACAGGUAUCACCCCUGUCAUGCAAAUUGCGGCUGAGAUCCUCCGUCAUCCCGAAGACAAGACCAAGAUCUCGCUCAUCUUUGCUUGCAGGGAGGAAGGAGACUUGUUGAUGCGAUCAACCCUUGACGAAUGGGCUGCCAACUUCCCUGAUAAGUUCAAGGUCCACUACAUCCUUUCUGAUGCCUGGCCUUCAGACUGGAAGUUUUCGACGGGAUUUGUUGACAAGAAGCUUUUUGCUGAACACCUGUAUGACGCAGCCGGCGAUGUUUACAACCUUAUGUGUGGACCUCCCAUCAUGCUUGACAGAGGAUGCACACCCAACUUGUUGGCGCUUGGACACAAGAGGGAGUCCGUCUUCUCGUUCUAA